AACAAAACAGAAACACAAGUCAAAACUUUGCUGAGUACUAGCGAUCAACUUUGAAUGGCAAAAUGAACUACCAAAACGUUAAAUUAGUUGUUGUUGGCGAUGGUGGAGUUGGGAAAUCAGCAUUUUUAAUUACUGCUACAACAAAUGCAUUCCCCGGCGAGUAUAUCCCAACCGUGUUCGAUAACUAUUCGAGUAACAUAAUGCUUGAUGGAAAGGCGUACAACGUAGGGUUGUGGGACACAGCAGGGCAAGAGGAUUAUGAUCGAUUGAGACCACUGUCGUAUCCGAUGACCGAUGUGUUCCUGGUUUGUUUCGACAUCGGUAGCAGAACAUCAUUUGAAAAUAUCGAAUCUAAAUGGCUCCCGGAACUCAAUCAUCAUAUGCCCGAGACACCGAAGAUACUAGUGGGGAACAAAAGAGAUCUGAGAUCUGCACAACAAAAUACUAGCUUGUCAAACCAUAGAAGUCGAGAUCCUAUCACAUAUGAGGAAGGGAAAGCCCUUGCUAAGAGACUGGGAAUGCAGUACCUGGAAAACAGUUCACUGACUCAGGACGGGGUAAAAGAUGUGAUGAGCGCAGCUAUCAGGGUGGGGGCCGGUCACGUCCAAGCCAACACUUUCACGUGUCGCUGUCAGGGCUCGAGAUUCUGUAUUCACAAGGUUUGGAGAAAGUCUGGGCAAUCAAAGAAGGCUGAUCUAGGACCACAACCUCCUAUUAUGCCACCUGCAGGUCAGGCACCUUGGAUUGAAGUUAUGACCUCAACAUUUGCAGAUGACUGGAAGAAGAUGGUACUUGGAAAUGACGACAGUGCUGAUGUCAAGUUUACAUUCUCAGGAAAUGCACCUACCCUUCAUGCCCAUCAAACCAUACUUAGUGCUGCUUCACCAAUAUUCCGAGAACUUUUUCUGGGAAGUAAAAAGGUAAAUGCUGUACCGAGAAAGUACCAAGCCAUUUUCAGUGAUAUUUCCUGGUCAAUCGCUGGUAACAAUUUCGACUCUGGAAAAGCUAAAAAUAGUACCGAACUGGUAGAAUUUCAGCUCUGUUCUGAUAUUUCUUGUGAGAGUUUUGAGAAGAUUCUGCAGUUUCUUUACACUGGACUUCCAGGUUUUUCAGAAAUUGAAGACAGUGAUUUUGUCCUUGACGUGAAAAAAACUGCUGCGAAGUUCCAUUUGUCCUGGCUUGAACAAGUUUGUGAGAACAAGUUUGGCGAAGAUGUCUACUUGAAUCCAAGUAUAGGGACAUACCUGAAUGACGAAACAGGAGCAAAGCUGAAGUCGCUUUUCUUCAACAAAUCUCAGUUGUGUGACUUCCGAUUUAGAGUUGAUGGUCAAGUAGUGUUUGCUCACAAAGUGGUCUUGAUGGCGAGAUGUGACGUCAUGGCUGCUAUGCUGGGGGGUCGCUUCAAGGAGGGGAAAACUGAAAAUGAGACACCAAUCCUUGACGCGAGCUUAGCGGCCUUCCUGGCGGUGCUGGAAUACAUCUAUACCGACCACGCCCCCCUGGAGACGGUCGACCCCCUUGAGGUCCUGGUACUAGCAGACAGGUUCGGUCUUCCCCGGCUGGUCACCCUGUGUGAGCUGUAUAUCACCAAGCGAGUGGAUCGCAUGAUUCAGAAGAAAGUCGCGGACUCAACCAGUGACGUCAUUAACCUUCUGAACAUGGCUCAGGUGUACAACGCAGACCAGCUUGCUCAGUGGUGCCGUCACUUCAUCGCGUCCAACUACUCAGUGUUCGAGUCUACGGGGGACCUACACCUGCUUCAGGGAGACGACGUGGACUUUGUGCAGGAAAACCGCUGGCCACCGCUCUCUUACAUACGAGAACUUGAGGAGUACGAGGCCAAGAUGAACGAGAUGGGAAAGGGCGAUAAAUGUAGUGUCAUGUGAUCAUGUUGAUCAAGUUGGAUGUGAUAGCAACGAAAAUGUGCGAGUACCCAGGAUUGGUUGGGGGGGAGGGGAGGGAGGGGCGCAAUCAUAGGUGUCAUAUGGAAAAAGCAUAGUAUUUGACGACUGUUAAUAAGAAAUGGCCCCCUUUGUGGUCGCCAAGGGGAGGGUGUAAGCGCGCACCCUGCGUACCCCCCUGUGUACGCGCCCGAUAAAAAGAAUUACAACCCGUAGGUUGGGAUCCAUCUUAAGGCUCCCGCGCGUUUCCACUUACUCAAGGGAUAUUUUCGCGAUGCACGCGUCUGCACCUGACUGGUAAAGAAUAUUUUUUGGAGGUUUUUUUGUAAUAGCCUUCCUAAAAUAACAACAAAAUGGUUGGCGUGGGAGGGGAACACCCCCUGCCUUAAUAUAAAUAAAUGGGUCUUGGGGCAACCAUGAAUACAAUUCUGUGUCUCAAUCUUUCCAACCUUUACAUAAAUAAUCAAUCUAUAAAAUACUACAGUGUCCUUGAUUUGUUUAAUUGAUUUUCUCAUUUAUACAAUGAGGCAAUGAGGCAAUGAUUGUGAGCUAUAAGCUUCAAUGUUUUAUGAAAUAUCAAGCGGACAGACUAAUAUGAUACAACAUGACAGGCUAUGUCUUGAUACUCAAUGAAAUAAGGAGGACGAUAUAUACUUUUUAAGUAUAUAUUUGAAUAAAUGUUUUUUAUGGU
Molecule: messenger RNA, 2592 nt
Organism: Nematostella vectensis (starlet sea anemone)
Lineage: Eukaryota; Metazoa; Cnidaria; Anthozoa; Actiniaria; Edwardsiidae
Product: rho-related protein racA
Exons: 5
Coding region: 63-1886 (607 amino acids)
Biological process (GO): small GTPase-mediated signal transduction
Molecular function (GO): GTPase activity; protein binding; GTP binding
Source: RefSeq, a predicted model, not a curated record